Molecule: messenger RNA, 2285 nt
Organism: Austrofundulus limnaeus
Lineage: Eukaryota; Metazoa; Chordata; Actinopteri; Cyprinodontiformes; Rivulidae
Gene: coro6
Product: coronin 6
Exons: 11
Coding region: 225-1634 (469 amino acids)
Biological process (GO): actin filament organization; cell migration
Molecular function (GO): actin filament binding
Source: RefSeq, a predicted model, not a curated record
UCUCCCCCCUCUUUCUUCCCCUGCAGCGGAGCGUCGCGCACUUCAGCGCGUCCCCCCUUCAUAAAAAAACGAGUCCGCGGGCGACUUCAGGACACCGAAUCGCAGAGAAAAUAAUAAUUCAUCAAACAAAAGCAACGAAGUCUACGACAGCGAGAGGAGGAGGCUGAACUUCAACAACCAGCAGAAAAGAGAAGAGAGGGGUCUCCCCCAAAAACACCUGAGCCAUGAGUCGCAGCAUCGUGCGGCAGAGCAAGUUUCGUCACGUCUUUGGCCAGGCGGUCAAAGCGGACCAGUGCUACGAUGACAUCCGGGUUUCCAAGGUGACGUGGGACAGCUCCUUCUGUGCCGUCAAUCCAAAGUUCCUGGCCGUCAUUGUUGAAUCCAGUGGAGGCGGAGCAUUCCUGGUCCUGCCCCUCUCUAAGACCGGUCGUCUGGAUAAGAAYUACCCACUGGUUAACGGCCACUCUGGACCUGUUCUGGAUAUCGACUGGAGCCCUCAUGAUGACAACGUCCUGGCCAGCUGUUCCGAAGACUGCACUGCAAUGGUGUGGCAGAUCCCAGACCACACAUUGGUCCGUCCACUGUCUGAUCCCAUCGUUGUUCUGGAGGGACACUCCAAACGAGUCGGCAUCGUCAGCUGGCACCCCACAGCACGCAACAUCCUCCUCACAGCCGGCAGCGAUAACCUGAUCAUCAUCUGGAACGUGGGAACAGGAGAACCUCUCAUCUCCAUGGACGACCACCCGGACCUCAUCUACAGCAUCAGCUGGAACCGCAACGGCAGCUUGUUUUGCACCACCUGUAAGGAUCGACGUCUGCGUGUCUGCGACCCCCGCAAGAGGGAGGUGGUGGCGGAACGUCUGGCUCCACAUGAGGGCAUCCGGCCGAUGAGGGCCAUGUUCACCAGAGRAGGAAACAUCUUCACCACAGGGUUCACCAGGAUGAGCCAGAGGGAGCUGGGCCUCUGGGACCCGACAAACUUUGAGGAGCCUAUCGCACUUUUGGAGUUGGACACAAGUAAUGGAGUGUUGUUACCRUAUUACGAUGCAGAUGCAAAUAUGGUCUACUUGUGUGGAAAGGGAGACAGUAGCAUCCGUUACUUUGAGAUCACAGAAGAGCCGCCAUACGUUCACUACCUCAGCACCUUCAGCAGUAAGGAGCCUCAGAGAGGGAUGGGCUUCAUGCCCAAGAGAGGCGUGGACGUCACCAAAUGCGAGAUUGCUCGGUUAUUCAAGCUGCAUGAUAAGAAGUGUGAGCCCAUCACAAUGACAGUGCCCAGAAAAUCGGACCUCUUCCAGGACGACUUGUACCCGGACACGGCAGGACCCGAGCCCGCCAUGGAGCCUGAGGAGUGGCUGGACGGCCGCGACGAAGAUCCCAUCCUGAUCUCCAUGAGGGACGGCUACGUGCCGCCUAAGAGCCGAGAGGUGAAGGCGGCGAGGAAGAACGUGCUGGAGUCCAGACCCACCACCCGACGCAGCAUGUCUGCUCUGGACACCAACAGCCUGCCGCCUCAGCUUCUCGAGAGGUUACUGGAGGAGCUUCAGAACCUGAAGGCCACAGUUUUGUCUCAGGAGAAGAGAAUCUGUGACUUGGAGAAUAAGCUUUCCCAAUACACCAACGGCACCGCCUGAUAUGCAAGUGAACACAUCAUCACAAGAACUGGUUUUGGAUUUUGGAAUCACAAUUAUAGGAAUACAUCUUUACAGCACUGAUUUAAAAAAAAUCCACCCUUCUAAAUACUUUACCCGUGUUUCUUUGACAUUAAAAGGCAAAUUACAGCCARUUCUACAUCAUUUUGUUACCAGAUUUAAAAGAACGUAAUAUUUUAGUGAGGUCACGGCUUUAUGUAUGUUGAAAAGGAGUAAAACACUCAGAAGUUUGAAGGAUAUGUGCAAGUUGAAUGAAAGACCUGUAGAAAGUAAAAAACUAAUUUUCAUUAAAGUAGACAAAGAAAAUGUCAAAGCAUAACUUUGAAACUUCCAGACAUCACCAUGAAAAGUUUAUACUCAUGCGAACGCUUAUUGCUGCCUCAGCUUUUGUAUUAGAUGACCUGAAUAUUUCAGUAAGAAUGGAAAYGUUUCAAAAAUGUAAAUAGUGAUUGUGGUUGAAGAAGCUGGUGGAAAAAAAAGAGCUCUUAGCAAAAAGCAAAACCAUUUAAUCUCCUGUAAAAGAACACACAUUAUUACAUUAAAUUUGUUUGUUUUUUUAAACUGUCUGACUUUUUUUUUUAUUUCUUGUUACAGCCUCAUGUUCCCAGUAACAAAUAAACAUCUAAAACUGUA